Messenger RNA from Thermothielavioides terrestris NRRL 8126, 455 nucleotides. RefSeq lists its product as uncharacterized. Bases 49 to 312 code for a protein of 87 amino acids. Lineage: Eukaryota; Fungi; Ascomycota; Sordariomycetes; Sordariales; Chaetomiaceae. The record is from RefSeq and is a predicted model, not a curated record. The transcript has a single exon.
UGAUCGGGGGGGGGGGGGGGGGGGGGGGGGGUUGCGAGCGGGACAGUGAUGUUCCAGGCUGAGGUCUAUCACAAAGGUAUUUCAAGGCUGGAGAACUCAAAGGAAGCUCAAUGGAGCAUUGAAAGCCCGCAUGCUGUGGUGGAAUGGCAAAGGCGAGGAGGUAAAGAGCGACCAACAUACCUUGAUCGGCCCAUCCAGCGCCUCCCUAGGAGAGUUUCAACCGCCGGAGAGAUGAAACCACCAAGACACUGCUCAAUUAAUCCCGACACCAAGGGCCAAGACAUGCAACGCUCCCAGUCCAUCACCAAGUAGCAUCAUAUCUCGACCACAACAGCCUCAUGCCUCAACUCAUUCUCCCUUCCCCCAACAACAGCCGCAUUCACAAACGUCGUCGUCCUCUCCUCCGGAAGCAGCGCCAGCACCCGCCUGACCCGCGCCCACGCAACCAGCACCGC